Molecule: messenger RNA, 2606 nt
Organism: Acanthochromis polyacanthus (spiny chromis)
Lineage: Eukaryota; Metazoa; Chordata; Actinopteri; Pomacentridae
Product: LUC7 domain-containing protein
Biological process (GO): mRNA splice site recognition
Cellular component (GO): U2-type prespliceosome; U1 snRNP
Molecular function (GO): mRNA binding
Source: RefSeq, a predicted model, not a curated record
GGGUUGACCAUAGCGCGCUCCGCGGCGACGCGCACGGAGGGGAGCUGGGAAGACGGAAGAGAGGACACUGAACUAACUUGAUAACUUCUAGCUGACUGGCUAGAAAUACAAUUAAUUGCUAUGUAACAGCAGUAGCGGUUACAUAUUUCUACACAGAUUUAGUUAGCUAACCAAACUCCCUCUGUGCACCCAGUCACCGCUGUCUCAACUCGCCACACGAUACGACCAACGGACUCCAGCAGUUUUCAAACAGACGUUGCACUUGCUCAACCGACCCAGAGCCAUCCACCGCCACAAAGUCACAUUUAUCCUCCGUCAAAGUGCUGUAUUCACCAGUACACUGAGCUAACGUUACACACCAUUAGCUGACUGGCUCGGAGGGACUCGGGCUUUCCUCCUUGUGGGAAAAGUUGUCCGUGGUGGUGUUGUAGGAGCCAACGAGGCCUGCAGUUGACGAGGCUGCAUGUGUGGAGAACGCGGCUGGCGAGGAGUGACUCAUACGGCGUUAGCUAAACAACCAGACAAACAUGUCGGCCCAGGCGCAGAUGCGAGCGAUGCUGGACCAGCUCAUGGGGACGGGGAGAGACGGAGACACCAUGCGGCAGAGAAUCAAAUUCACAGAUGAGCGAGUCUGCAAAAGUCACCUUUUGGAUUCAUGUCCUCAUGACAUACUCUCAGGCACUAGAAUGGACCUGGGAGAGUGCAUAAAAGUUCAUGACUUGGCCCUCAGAGCAGAUUAUGAGAUUGCCUCAAAGGAGCAAGAAUACUUCUUUGAACUUGAUGCUACUGAACACCUUCAGUCUUUCAUCGCUGACUGUGAUCGCAGAACCGAGCUGGCCAAAAAGAGACUUGCUGAGACACAGGAUGAGAUCAGCGCUGAAGUGGCUGCAAAGGCUGAACGUGUACACGAGCUGAACGAAGAGAUCGGGAAGCUGCUGGCCCGGGCAGAGCAGUUGGGGGGUGAGGGGAACGUAGAUGAGGCCCAGCAGCUGCUGGAAAAGGUGGAGAAGACUCGGGCCUUAAAGAAAGAAGCAGAGGACGUGUACAGGAACUCGAUGCCAGCGUCCAGCUUUCAGCAACAAAAACUACGAGUCUGUGAGGUGUGCUCAGCUUACUUGGGCCUCCAUGACAAUGAUCGCCGUCUGGCCGACCACUGGGGCAAACUGCACCUUGGUUUCAUUGAGAUCCGAGAGAAACUUGAAAAGCUAAGGAAAGCUGUUGCAGAGAAACAAGAAAGAAUGAGAAUGAGAAGACGAGAGGAACGUGAAAGAGAAGAUGAAAGAGAGCGACAAUGGGAGAUGGAACGAGAGCGAGAAAGAGAGCGGGAACGAGAGCGAGAAUGGGAGAGAGAACGAGAGAGGGAGCGAAGGAGGUCAAGAUCUAGAAGCGGAGACCGAUACAGGGAUGGAGGCAGCUCGUCUUCCCAUCGGUCAAGGCGUCACCGCUCAUCUCACUCGAGGGAAGAAGGUGGCGAUCGGGAUCGUGAGAGAGAGAGGAAACAUCGACACAAGGAGAGGCAUCGCUCACGCUCCCACUCUCACAGGCACAAAAGGAAGAGAUCUUCCAGAGACAGAUCAUCUCACACCCGUGAAAGAGAGCCCUCGCCGUCCCAAGAGAAGUGGAAAGAGGGUGCAGCAGAGGGCUUUCGUGAUGACAGAGCAGAAUAUGGAGACUGGGUGGACAGGGAAAGGUCCCCCUCCCCGGACAUGGCAAAGCCCAGGGAACGAGAGAGAUCCCUGUCAUACGAGCGGGACCGACGCUCAAGCUCUGAGGAGCGAGAGUCCGGAGAGAUAUGAACAGGGAGGGAUGCCUCCAAAGUCACUGAUUUGGAUAAUAUUGUCUAGUAAAAAGGAGCAUGGAGAGCUGAGAGUGUGCUGAUGAGAAUGUGUGUCGACUCCAUGUCUAUUCCUGUUCAAAGUGGGAUGUGUACAUUAGCUGAGGUGGUUGGUGGGGAUGAGGGAAUUACUUCAGAGGUGGAGGUCAAAGAAACAAACUGACUUUUAUAAGACUCCGUGAGGCUUGUCUGACCUGGAAGCAGUACAGUCAUCGUUUUUAUUUUUUCAGCCGUCUCCUCGAUCUUAUGUACAGUUAUUUUGACAGUGAUGAAGAAGGAGUUAAAGAUAGCAGCCCUACUUGAAGUCUGUUUUUACUUUACUCACUUAAAGUGCUGGUUUUUUUGUAUCAUUAGUUUGACCUUUAAUGUUAAUACCGGUUCCCCUGUUCCAUUAGUUUCAGUAGCCGUAAGUUCAUUUACACAGAUUGGUAUUUGUUAUUGGCCUCAUAGUAACACUUGAAAUGAGCUGUAAAUGACUUAAGGCACCUCUAAUGUUUGUGUUUUAUUUGCUGCCUUCAAGCCAUAAUAAUCUCAUUUGGGAAGUCCUGAUCCACAUUCAUUCAGAUGCAGUGAUCAGCUUGUACUUUAAAUCACUCAUCCCCUUAAAAAGAAUCAUCCAAAUAUUCCAUUCAGAUCCUGACACGCGAAAGUGUAAAGAUGACGUACAUAUUUACAAACUGAUACUUUGCUGUGAUACAAACUGGAGGAAUCUGGGUGAGUCUAUUUUGCUGUGCCACCAUAAAGUGAAUAAAAUUUUCUGCUUUCAUUCAAA